UCACUGCAUGCAUAUGAAAUGUGGAUUUUUAAAUGAAGAUGGUAGUCCAAAAGAGGAAGCCAUUCAAGAAGCUGAGAAAUUUCUAUGGGAUCCCCACUUAUCAAGAUCCAAACUUUAUCUAAUCUCGGUAUCAGAUUUUGAAUUUCAUCAUAUUCCAAUCAAGGCAUGGAAGUUUCUCACUAAUCACUGUGAAACUGAAGAGUUGUGGAUAGAAAAAACGACUGUUGACAUUGCUGCACUGAACAGCACAGAUCUCUGCAAUAUAACAGUGUUGUCUUUGAUUGAUGUUGGGCUAGCAGAGGUACCAUGCUUAUAUAACCUCGCUGGUCUUAAAAGUCUCUGCUGGAGUGAUAAACAAACUGAGCAUGUCAGUUUUCAAAGCUACUUUGAUGCUGACACAGGUACAUACAGAACUAUGCCAAACUUGACGUGUCUAGACCUGUCUAGAAAUCCUGUAUCAAAGAUUGAUGCAAGAAUUAAAGAAGUUUUCCCAAAUCUACAAACCUUAGUGGUCCAGAAAGAGGUGGUAGAUAUGAGUCUUCCGCUUAGCGAUGUGAAAGAGAAACUGAAAGAAGCAGGCAUCGAGCUUGUUGAGACAGACCUGGUGAGUCAGAUGGAUUGGAUGCCAGUAACUGAUUAA
Vittaforma corneae ATCC 50505 is the source of this 640-nucleotide messenger RNA. RefSeq lists its product as uncharacterized. The record is from RefSeq and is a predicted model, not a curated record. The transcript has a single exon. Lineage: Eukaryota; Fungi; Microsporidia; Nosematidae. The annotation marks the transcript as partial.